CCUUGCGCCUCGCGAGCCAUGGAAGCCGUGUGGCCUCGACCCAGAGCCAUGCGUUGCCAAGUUCCAGGCCUUGGCUCGAGGAGCCAAAGGCGGAAGCUCGUCCCGCUUGCGCUAGCGCUGUUCUGCCUCAGAUGCACGGCCCAGUUUUGGGCCUUCCUGCCGGCCACCCUGAGACUCAACGUCACUGCGCGUCCAGAGUACGCCUUGCGGCCAAAAGUCGCCACCGGCUCAACACCCCAGAGCCAGGAGGCGCAGGCGCCUGCACAGGUGAAAGAGGUGGACGCGGAGCCUUUGACGCCCGAGGAGGAGCGCCAGCGCUUGUCAGCUGAACGUAUCGCGACUCUGAAGGCGGCUGCCAGUGAGGGCGAUCUUCAGAAGAUCAUCGAGGCCCUUGGCUUGCCACUCUGGCUCUUCCCGGUGCUGGAGGUCUUUAUCGCCAUCGGGGAGUUAGGCAUCAUCUACUUCUGGGUGAAGCUUCUGCCUCCGGAGAUGUUCGGCUGGCUGCCACCGGAAGCGAGGUCCUUCCUUCAGCUUGGAGUGACGGAAGUUCCGUGAGGGCAGAGGAGGGCAGAGGAGGAAAAA
Molecule: messenger RNA, 582 nt
Organism: Effrenium voratum
Lineage: Eukaryota; Dinophyceae; Suessiales; Symbiodiniaceae
Source: the annotation of a GenBank genome assembly